Anguilla anguilla (European eel) is the source of this 1899-nucleotide messenger RNA. RefSeq lists its product as uncharacterized. The record is from RefSeq and is a predicted model, not a curated record. Gene Ontology annotation, biological process: positive regulation of transcription by RNA polymerase II. The transcript is spliced from 8 exons. Gene Ontology annotation, molecular function: RNA polymerase II cis-regulatory region sequence-specific DNA binding; DNA-binding transcription activator activity, RNA polymerase II-specific. Lineage: Eukaryota; Metazoa; Chordata; Actinopteri; Anguilliformes; Anguillidae. Bases 214 to 1899 code for a protein of 561 amino acids.
CGACAGGGUCUCAACAAAACAGGUUGCGAUGAUCGUCAAACCACAGAGGUUUUGUGGAAUAUCUCGUUUCUGAACCAAGUGAUCGUUUUUAUGGUUUACCAUUAUUUUGAGAACCUAAGCGGAAGAAACUGAUUCUGUUGCAUUCUUUAGGUUCUGGUCUAGACGCAUUUGGAGUGGUGAUGAGCCAACAAGAGCUUUUAUUGUAUGUAGAAGAUGCCAAGAUUUGGAUUUCAGAAGUCUUCAGGCAGGACAUUGGACUCCCAUUACCCAGUGUGGAUGUCAGGUAUUAGCCUUACGAGUCCGAUUAGAUGUGGUGGGCAGGAGCGCGGCGAAACCCGUCACGAGAGUGGAGCUGUGAGCCCAGCGAACAGCAAGGCUACUGAAAGCUGGGAACCGGGGAAUGACAGUCUGUGGGUGAACUUAAACGGACCGCUGCCGUCGGAGAGCGACACGAGAGCCCUGCGUAAGACAAACUGGCGCGUCUCGAAGUCCGGGACUAACCAACUCCGAAAACAGGACAUACAAGUUGGGUCGGACGAGCUGCUAAUCACUUGUUACCAGCGAUACGCUUUUAGCAACAUGCCCGCUAUCAAAAAGGAGAGACUGGAUGGGGACGACAUGGCAUUGGCCGCCUUCAAUCAGCCGGAGUACCUGGCCCCUUUAAAUGCCACCACUAUCCCCGUGGUGACCCCUCAUCCGCCGGCGUACGAUCACAUUUUCGCCCAUCACCGCGCGUACUUGGGACUGCACGACGGCGCGCUGCAUCACCAGCACCUCCACCAGCACGCCGAAGACUUGAUGCUGGAGAGGUUCUCCUCCGUACCCGACUUUCAGCCGCUGUUCGACAAGGGGGAGCCCUGCAUCGAGGUGGAAUGCGGAGAGAACAAGGCGUUUCUGUACAUUAAUAAACUUUGCCAGGGCAGCAAAGGACCGUCGAUCAAACACCGGGGCGAGUGGCUCACUCCCAACGAGUUCCAGUUUGUCAGUGGAAGGGAGACUGCCAAGGACUGGAAACGUAGCAUCAGGCACAAAGGGAAAAGUCUGAAGACCCUUAUGUCCAAAGGCAUUUUACAGAACCGCGGGCGCCUGGCGGAGAAGCGCUCGGUUCCGCUGCCGCCGACGCGCGUGCCCAAGAAGGAGCCGCCCUCCUGCGCCGCCUUCAGCAGCGAGGACAGCGAGGGCAGCGAGCGGGGCCCCUGGGAGCAUGCCCACAUCAAGCAGGAGGACGAGCUGCACUACAGUAUCAUGAGGAAGAGCCGCGACGGCGACCUGUCGACGAUAAUCUCGGGCCUUCGCCACACCAAGCGGCACGGCAUGCCGGAGGGCCAACCCCGCGACCAAACCGCCGGCGACGACCACACGAACGCCGGCCGCGCCAGACAAGCAGCCUGUCGGUUAAAGGACCCCAGGAACGCAGCAGACACACCUCUAUCCAACGGGGACAGGGGACUACGGACCCCCCUCUUCCCCCCCUCCGUCCUCUGCAGUCGAGUUCACUGCCCAGUUUUCGGGAGACUGCAUUUAAACCCCCCCCACCCCCCUUACCAGAACCCCACAGCUGGGCCCAAUAACACCAGCAGCCCGUCCCGCCCCGGCCUGGCCCACCAGCACCGCCGGGCCCCGGGGCCCCUGGCGCAGGCGCUGCCCGUUAGCGCCAAACAGGCGGCCCUGCCCCGGCCUCACGUCCCAGAGCCCAUGGGGCCGGCGGGGGUCGGCGGGGGCCGGCGGGAGCCCCGGGGCGGUGAAAAUCACGCUCGGAGGAACCGGACCACGUUCCGCCGUCCCGCCACCAGCACGGGGGGGUCUCAGGGUCAGGCCCAAACUCCCCUCGGGACGGGCUGGAAUGGUGGGGUUUAUAUGUGGACAGGGGGGCGCUGCCAGGGAUUCUGGGCCCCGUGA